Molecule: messenger RNA, 1522 nt
Organism: Galeopterus variegatus (Sunda flying lemur)
Lineage: Eukaryota; Metazoa; Chordata; Mammalia; Dermoptera; Cynocephalidae
Gene: ZNRF2
Product: zinc and ring finger 2
Exons: 4
Coding region: 40-255 (71 amino acids)
Source: RefSeq, a predicted model, not a curated record
AAGUGCCCCGUAUGCUCAAAAUUCGUACCCUCAGAUGAAAUGGAUUUGCAUCUGGUGAUGUGUCUAACAAAGCCAAGAAUAACCUAUAAUGAGGACGUACUGAGUAAAGACGCUGGGGAAUGUGCAAUAUGCCUUGAAGAAUUGCAGCAGGGAGAUACUAUAGCACGACUGCCUUGUCUAUGCAUAUAUCAUAAAGGCUGCAUAGAUGAAUGGUUUGAAGUAAAUAGAUCUUGCCCUGAGCACCCUUCAGAUUAAGCAUCAGAUUCCAGUUUUAUAGGUUUUCUUGUCUUUUCAAGAUGCUUGAAAAACCAAGAGAAUAUGAGGCUCUGUCUCUGGAAAAACAAAAACGUAGAAAUACUCAGAAAUCUGAGUUCUGUGAGUCUUGGUAAUACAGAGAUGGACAAUCAUACAGAAAAAAAGUCCUGCUGAAGAAAGGACAAUUCCCACAGAAUUCAGUGUACCAAACAUGCAUAUAAAGGACACACAGGGAUUUUGAAAAUGCUGCACAUCCCUUAAUAGUCAUCUACAUAGGUAAUACUGAUAAACAUUUUGUAUUCAUACGCCAAAGUUAACUGAUUUAAAAGUUGAUUUACUUUUUAUUAAGUUCUCUAGAGCUGUGCAAGUUGUGUUUUGAUUUGUUUCAUUUUGUUAGUUUGGGGUCUCUUUAUUUUCCCCAACAUAAUGUUUAUGCAUUCACGUAUUCUUAAAUUGAAAACUACAUAAUUUACUUUUUGUAAAUUAAAGUCUUAAAUGUGAAACCAAGAAAUGUAAUCAAGCAGUAAAACAUUCUCUGAAUGUAGACCAUGAUCUCAAGUUCUUCCAUUCCCCCUUCUCCCUGCAAGAGUGGAAACUAGACUUCUACAUAGGAAAGCUAAAAUAUGUUAAUAUUUUUAAAUUAAAGGUUUAAUAUCAGAAUGCAGUCCAAAGGGUAAAUCAGGUUACAUAAUUACCUUUCAUUUAAGUAUAGAAUUGUCCACUGAAUUGCAAUUUAUUAAAUAUAUUGUUUAUUCUAAAUAAAACUGCUCAACCAUUAAUCAGCAAUGAAUCAUCUUGCAGCUAUGCAAAUUUUUUAAAGAUACAAAUUAUCAAUUUUAAGUGCUGCCAGCUACAAUAACUUUGUUUUAACGGGUAUUUUUUGUUUACUCUUUUCAUGUAAUUAUUUUUAUUAUGCUUUGCAUCUCCAGGCAGUUUUCCCACAUUUGGGUAAAAUGUUUAGCAGGUUAUAAACUUAAUAACUUGUGAAAAGGGUAAAAUAAUUUUUUUUGGAGAGGAACUUGGAAUAAUUUGAGAGAUAUUUUAUAUAUUUUUAAAAAUCAGAAUUUAAUUGGGAUGCCAGAUUUAUAGCAAUUUGCAUCUUUAAUUUUCCAGAUAAUCUGGAGGUUAGCCUUUGAUAAAUGAUUUUUUACAGCAAAUAUGAAGAUUUUGUUAAUUUAUAAUUUAUUAAUGUGUCAUUACUGUAAUUGAAAAUGUUGUAGAGAUUUUUAAAUUCAGUCUUGUGUAGAAAUAAAUGUAUUAAGCAAAA